This is a messenger RNA of Plasmodium vivax (malaria parasite P. vivax), 5058 nucleotides long. Its product is annotated as nucleoside diphosphate kinase, putative. The transcript is spliced from 7 exons. The record is from RefSeq and is a predicted model, not a curated record. Gene Ontology annotation, molecular function: nucleoside diphosphate kinase activity. Gene Ontology annotation, biological process: CTP biosynthetic process; GTP biosynthetic process; UTP biosynthetic process. The coding region runs from base 1 to 5058 and encodes 1685 amino acids. Lineage: Eukaryota; Apicomplexa; Aconoidasida; Haemosporida; Plasmodiidae.
AUGAAAGACGAAAGAUGUAUUUUUAUCAUAUUGCCGGACGUUACCAACAAUUUUAAAGAUGAAGAGGUUUUAGAAAAACUAGAAGAAAAAAACUUCAUCAUUUUGAAAAGGAAGAAAGUGCACUUGACAGAAAAUGAAAUAAAAGAAAUAUUAAACGACAAGCCCGAGCAGUACAGCAGUUUGGGCGAGUUUUACGCGUACGUGGAAAGCGGGCUGUCCGUCAUUUGUUUGGUAGAGCACAUCGAAGGCAACACGGCGGCGAAGCUGAAUUCGCUAGUUAAGAGCACGUCUAUCUUGAUAAAGGACGAAAAAUACUUCGAAUGCCUAGAGUACCAGUGCAACUUAACGUGCAGGAAUGUCCCAUUCUACUUUAGCAAAAAUGACUGGUACUUCAGCAGAGACCUGAACUACUUCUUCCCCCCCCGGGACCACAACUUUUUGGAAAGAACUUUGAUCGUAUUAAAGCCGGACGUGAUAGAUCAGAACAAGAUAGGUGACGUAGUGAACGACAUUUUGAACUUCGGCUUGCUGAUCGUGGCGGUGAAGAGGGGCGUCUUAUCUGCGGAGCGGGCGCGCAGGCUGUACGGGGGGUCGGCCGGGAAGCCCUACUACGAUGCCCUGAUAGAAUUCAUGACCUCUGCGAAGGGAAUAGUGUGCCUAAUUGUCGAAGCGAAGAACUGCAUAAGGCUGGCGAAGAUUUUGUGUGGCCCCUGCUCUUCUGCGGUUCCCUUUGAAGACAUGCCGAGUGCCUGUUUGAAGAAGAAGUAUGGGACUUGCGCGCUGCGGAAUGCUGUGCACACCCCCAGCGAGGACAACAUAGACAGAGAGAUAAACCUAUUUUUUGAUAAAGAAAAUUUUUGCAGCGAAAAUGGCAUUUUGCUAAUAAGGAGGGGAGCGCUACGUGGAGAGGACUUAAACGAUCUGCGAGAUUACUUGCAUGGUUACGGAUUCAACGUGUUGGAAGAGAAAAUAAUAUCGGUUGACGAGGAUAGUUUGAGAAAGAUGCUGGAAGAACCCGGGGUGCUAGUCCCCACUGCAGAGCCACAGACGCAAUACGUAAUCAUCACCCUUUCUAGGGUGAACUGUAUCACCUGUCUGCACUACCUAAUGGGAGGGAGGAGCGCCAAGGAGUCCAAACUGAAAAGGCCAAACAGUAUGAGAAGCAUGUUCAGCGUUGAUAGCGAUGAUAUUAUCUUCGUGAAGGAUAAAAGGAAAAUAAACAGCCUCAUUAGACAGCACUUCCUCUUCGAAAAAUACAACGAGUCGAUUACAGUCGACAUGGUAAAGAAUUUUUUGUUUUGCAAAAAUGUUACUUCAUAUGAGAAGGAAGAGGAAAAUGUCAAGUUGAGGGAGGUCCUUCUGGAGUGCUUUACCAAAAUGUGUGAGUCAAGACCGAGUGGUGAGGAAGCCAUAGUGUGGCUCAGCGAGUGGCUUCGCCAGAAAAGGGAACAAAUCGAAGGGGAUGUAAAGAAGGAAGAGGCGGGGAGAAAAAUGGGCCAUCUGUCCCCACCUGGGGGGAAGGAAAAAGAUGGAUUAACUAGCGUAGGCGGCGCGGAGAAAGUUAAACAGAGUAGCAUUCCCAUAGGAAGCAGCAGUGGUAAUAGUAUUGCAGGUGGGGGAACCAAAGGGGAGGGUCCCAACCAAGUAAGCAGCUUGCAUAAAGCAGCCAAGGGGAAGAAGAAAAUUCUUAUCAUACCGGACAUUGACGCUAGGGGGAAGGACAGCCCGGUUGGCGGAGAGAAUGAUGAGGCCAACUUAAAAAUUGUAAAGCAUUUGGAACGACUAGGUUACAUCAACUUAUGUUUUAGCGAGCUGUGCAUGAAGGAGGAGAAGAAGAAAUCCUUGCUGGGGAAAAAAAUAGAGUACACGAAGAGGAAGUACAAGAGAUUGACGGUAGAUUUGAUGCGGCGAAUUCUGAAGGAGAAUCUGGAGAGGAAUCGCUCCUACAGUAGUUACGUGCUGACUGGCUUUCGCGGCGUGGUCGACUUGGCCUACCUGACGCGGGAGGAUAUAAUCCCCACGGCGUUCUGCUUGCUGGUGGGGAGAAGCGAGAUAGGGAGCGGUGAAGGGGAGAGCGGUGAAGAGAAACGCGGCGAGGUGGGGAGCGCUGCACAAAUGGAGUCGUUCCUCUCGCUGCUCCACGGAGGCGGGAAGCACCUCAUAGAGCACUUCCUAAACAAGGGGAAAAUACUAAUCUACCGAAAGGGGAAAAAUUUCUUCGACAACAUGGUUCAAAAUUUAGAGAGCGAGGUAGUGGUCUUUUUGGGAGUGAACUUGAGCCACCUGAAGGGUGCAAUUCAUUUUUUGGUGGAGUGUUAUAACUACCUGUUCGUCGACCAUGUUAAGCUUUUUACCGAGGAGAGGCGGAAGAAGGCGGGGGAGGCAUGUGAGGACGGACUGAACUGCUCUGCGGCUACCUCGGAUAGGCUGCUCUCCCUCCUCAUUGAAAGGUUGAACUCUCUAAGGGGUAGAGAUUACCGAAGAUUUGUCCUGUGCAAUUUUCCCCUUAACAUGCAGCAGGUGGAAGUGAUCAAAGGGAGGACAAAUGCAAAGGUGGUGGUGUUUCACUUUAACUGCAGGGGGGGUGAGAAUGCGCUUCAUUUGGAGUGGAAGGAGACUCAACAGGGGUUGCUUCAACUGGGGGGUAGCGGCAAAAGGGGGAGACAAAAAAAAGCGGCUCACUAUAAGGUGGACGGUUCUUUCGCCCUAUGUGGGGGGACCCAAAUGAGUAAAGGGGUGACAGUCCACCAAUUCGAUGUGAACAACAAGGCAGAGAAACUAUCCUCAGGGGUGCACCACCUGUUUGAUUUGAUAAAUGUGGCAAAGAGGAGCGUCAUUCUAAUUUCUAACCUAACGUUGAAGAGCGUAGAUUUCAUUGGCCUAUACCUGCAGUAUGAAUACCCUCGCGUGGUUUUCUGCGACUUGAAUUUUAUGAGUGAGGGGGAGGCGCCCAGGGAUUGUCCCAACUGUGUGCGGCGUCUCAUUGACGAGGUGUGCGACGAGGGUAGCGGCACAAGUGGAAGAAAUCAGGAGAGGGUAAACCAACUAGUAAAUAAAAUGAACCACUUUGCGUCUAAGUUGAACGGCAGCUAUUUUGCAUUUUCGGGCUUUCCCAGCGACUUGGGGGUGGAGGACUUCCGGAAGUUGGAGCUCUUUUUCGACGUCAAGCUGUGCAUAUUGGUGGUGCCCGUGGGGGGAGGUGCAGGAGGUGCGGGAGGUGCGGGAGGCGGGGUUCACGGGGGUGAGCAGUCCCACCCAGUUGAGAAGCCCAGCCAGACUGAGGUACUCCCCCCGCUUGACCUAUUCAACGCCGCAUCCGCGCAGGCACCCCCCCUGGCGGGUACUGUCCUCUGGUUCACCAGCAGGGGACGUCUCCUUACAGUGGAGGUGAGUUCACCUGGGGGAGCAGUCCAGAGUGCUCUCAGCAGUGGUGGUGGUGAAGGGGAUGAGACAGCUACCAUGAUUGGAAACUCCUCAGGGGAGAAGCUUCGCCCCACUGACCAAUUAGGGGAAGGCGCCCAAGAAGAUAACCAAUUGGAGGACGAAGAAAAGAAAAAAAUUUUGAAAAAAGUCGAGGACAGAAUUAGACCCAACCUGAUUUGCUACUGCGCCCCAGACAGCUAUGAUGUGAAGGAGUUUGUAAAGAGGAAAGUUGGAGGAGACUCCAGCGGGGGUUCUUUUCACUGCUUUUUUUGUGAAGACGUGUUAAGGGAGUUACCUUCCAUCUUGGGAGAAAAGUCGGAGGGAUAUGUAAAAAAGCUAGCUGAGAGGAUCAAAACAGAAAAGGAAAAAACGAUAAGCGAACUUUAUGUGAUGUACUUGGAGGGUGUCUUGAAGCAUUCGAGCAAAUACCUUUUUGCCAAUGUUGUGUUGUGCGAUGUGCCCUUAUGGGCGGGUGGUGAGAAUGGCAGUUCUGUUGAAGCAUUUGAUCGCUUCGCAAAUUUUAGGAAGGUCGUUCAGCUUGUUCACAGCGCGCAGGGGGGGGACGCCCACAUGAUCCAUGGCUCGAACACUUGCGCGGCACUGAAUGACGACCGGGUGUUUGGAGUCGGCGCGCCUGGGGGUAGCAACGCUGUGGGGGAGGAGCUGCGGGAAGAUGAAGACGAGGUAGGAAGUGCUAAUAAGGAGGUGAAAAGAGAUAAUAAGGAGGCGGGAAGCGAUCAUAACGAGGCGGACAAAGCUGACAAACCUGUGAGCAGCGCUGAUGAGGAAGAGGCGAACGACGGGGACAAGCAGAGGGGCAGGUCGAAGCGCAAGGACAAGCUGAGCAAGUAUAACGAAGCGGCGAGAGACCUACGUAUCGUUAUCUCCAAGAAACACACUAACAUCGAAGUGACGACCAUUUAUGUGAACAAGGACAUGCCGCGAAAUGUGGAAAGCUUCUUCUGCCCCAAAAUCAUUAUCCUGUUUGUUCCUCAAAAUGAGAAGCUUCAGCUGCUCCUGUCAUCUCUUCUUUGUUUUCAUUUGAAAAAUUUCGCCUCCAUCAAUAUGGCGCAGCUGGUGCGUGAGGAAAUGGUGAAGGAGGGGCUAAGACGGGCGGUGGCCCGUUUCGAGGCGGGGAAGCCGGAAAAGGGCGGCACCGGGGGUAGGCACCACAGCGGUGGGUAUGGCGACGGGCACAGCGGUGGGCACAGCGACUGGCACAGCGAUGGGUACGGCGACCUCCUCAGUGACGAGAAGCGCACCCUCGAUGGAGCGUUCACAUCCCUGCUUGGUCAAAUAAAACGGGCAGACAGAAACGUGUUGGUGACUGGGUUCCCCAUUCUUCAGAACAAGUACAGCAAGAGUGACUACUUCGAGCAGUUUCGUUUUCUUAAGGCUUUUCAAAUUGGGGGGAUGAUUUGCCUCUCGUUUGAUGACAUCUAUUUGCAGAGUUUGGUGGGUGAUGCUACCCCCAAUGGAGCGUACGCUGGCAAGUAUGACGAAGUGACGCAAAUGAUAAAACAGGAGUUCGGCAGCAAAGGCGAGCACAAGCAUAAGUUGCACUUUGCCAAAAUAGCAAGCAAGGAGGAUUUGCAGCGCGCGGUUGGACAGAUUGCGGCGGUUUUUUCUGGCUGA